UGCAGCGACAGCGCGUCCCGCCCGGAAUUUUGGUCUUCCGUUGUGUGACAGGCACACUCGUUCACGCGAACCAUCAUGGCACCAGCAUGGAAGCCGCAACACAAGUCCCAGUGGAACGACUGGUCCAAAUGGAAUGACGGGUCCAAGUGGAACGAAAGGUCCCAGUGGGACGAAAGGUCCCAGUGGAAUGAAAGGUCCCAGUGGAACGAAAGGUCUCACCGGAACGAAAAAUCCGAAUGGUAUGGCUACAGCAGUCGCAAUACUUGGAAGUCGGAGUCAGCCGAGGACUCGUCGAAGCUUGCAGCGAAGGACGAGGAUGCGACGCUUUGUCUGUCGGAAGAAGAGCUGCUGGUGGCUGUGCAGGCGUGCUACCAUCAGGAAGUCUAUCCACAAGAUGUGCUUCUUCUUUGGAUGCUGAAAGGUUACAAGAAGGUUGGCUUGGAGGAGAUCCAACGUGUGGCGGAGGCGAGCUGCGGACUACAGGUGGAGUAUUCGGCUACCUCCAAGAAAGGCUUCGCUGUCUUGAUGGAGAUGCCUCCUUUGGGCUUUUCGGGCUUCGCAGACGAUGCCGCAGAGCACGUACCUCUGUCAUUGGUGGAACAAGCUGCCAUGAUGGUGUUGCUUGGCGGAUGGCCCAUCCCAGAGCAAACGAAUCACGAUCGGAUCUCCAUUGCGGCCUGGCUCCACAGCAGCGAGGUGCUGCAGCAUUUGACGCUGGGCAAAUGCCUGGCCUUGGUGAAUCUGUUGCUGGCCAGCCACAGCGUCUUGGGGAAGAGAGCGGGGCGAUUGGUGCCGUAUUUCCAAUCUGAGGAGUAUGAGAAACAAGAAAAUGCCCGGCGAACGUGUCCCACAGGAUUGCGUGAAGAUGAAGUCUGGGUGUCUUGCUGGGAGGAUUUCAUUGGCUACCUCAAGGUGCUGCUGGAGGAGAAUGGUGGCAAGAUGAUGUCAGCCCGCGUGAAGAACGAGAUCCGAGCGCGAUUCAAUUUGGAGUUCAGCGAGACAGCCUUGGGACACGUCAGUCUGGGAAAUCUGUUGGACGACCCUCGGAUCUUGGAACACUUCCAUGUACGGAAAUCUCCGCCGGCCGCUGACUUGAUUCUCCUGAAAGAAUACAAGCCUUGGAAGGAGCCAACACCUGUACCAGAGUCACCAGAGGCUAAAGGUGCAUGGCGCUGGAAUCAGAUGAACGGAGAUGAGAAGAAGAAGCGAUGCUUCCAAGAGCUCAUAUCUACAGGUCCUUGGCGGCAGGAGGUGCUCCUGCCUCUACCUUGUGCGCCAUGGGAAAUCGUCAGUGAGAUUUGCCAGGUGCAGCCGGACCGGCAGUCCUUCGCUGUUGAGGAGGUGUAACAGGUGAGCUGCAUGAACAUUGAAGCUUUAUGCCCCAGCUGUUUGGAGCUGAGCUUCUGAGAACAGGGAGCAACUGGCAUUUGAUGUGAG
Molecule: messenger RNA, 1437 nt
Organism: Cladocopium goreaui
Lineage: Eukaryota; Dinophyceae; Suessiales; Symbiodiniaceae
Source: the annotation of a GenBank genome assembly